This is a messenger RNA of Solanum verrucosum, 690 nucleotides long. Its product is annotated as ethylene-responsive transcription factor 11-like. Bases 1 to 690 code for a protein of 229 amino acids. Gene Ontology annotation, biological process: regulation of DNA-templated transcription. The record is from RefSeq and is a predicted model, not a curated record. Lineage: Eukaryota; Viridiplantae; Streptophyta; Magnoliopsida; Solanales; Solanaceae. Gene Ontology annotation, molecular function: DNA-binding transcription factor activity; DNA binding. The transcript has 2 exons.
AUGGCGAUGGAGGUGGUGGAUACUCCGACGGUGAUGGUCGUGGUGGUCGUGGUGGUCGAGGUGGUGGUGGUGGUUGCUACAAAUGUGGUGAGGACAGUCAUUAUGCCAGUGAUUGCACCAAUUGUGUCUGGCUAUAUGUUUUGGCAAAUGGCAAAAAACAAUAAUAUCAACGUUGCAGUUCCCUCCGGUGAAAUGCGUUACAAGGGUGUGAGGAAGCUUCCCACAGGGAGCUACAUAGCUGAGAUCAAAGUUAUCAGCCAGAGAAGAUUUGUGUGGCUUGGAACCUUUGAUACAGCGGAGGAAGCUGCUAGGGCUUAUGAUGCAGCUGCCCGACAGCAUCUCGGCCCACGGACAGUCAUUAAUUUUCCUCCAAUAACUAAUCAUAAUGACAUCAAAAGAACCAGAAAUUAUCUUCAAAAGCUUAAUCGUAAGGAUGUCAUGAUCAAUUAUGCCAACAACAGUACUUCUGCAUCAUCUUCUUUGAUGCCAAAUCAGAGUUCUGAUCAGGAGUUUCGUCGUUUUACAACGAUUACUGGAGCUUCUGUUAUGAUGUCAAUGGUGCGAGAUAGAAGCUUAUUAGAGGCUUUAAUGAGAGAAGGAGUGAUACUUCCGGACCCAGAGAUCAUCGAUGCUAACAAUACCGAGCCUCUCAAUCUUGAGCUCACUCUUGCACCGCCAGGUAGCAUGUAA